AUGGUGAUCACCGGAGCAAUGGGAAGACACCUUAGAAGCUACCCUCAUGCCAGGUUCCCGGAUCAUGAGGACUUACUAAGACAUCCUCUACUCGACGAUCACCUUUCGAGGGCAAGGCAACAGCUACGUGUGGGACCUUGGACUAAGGCUUAUGGUACACCUCUGAUCUAUGCCCUUGAUUUGAUCUCCAGGACGCGUGGCUGGUUGAUCUUUGAGGAUGUAUGGAGACAGAUGGACUGUGCAACCCUUGGGGAAUUUUGUGACUUGGCUUGGCAAUUUCUUGAAGAAUAUGGGAGGGCAAAUUUUGGGAAGUUUGUUAGUGGAGAAACCAGAAGUUCUGAUUCUGCUGAAAAGGCAAUAACUCUCAGAGGUUCUGAUAUCAUUGACAGCAAAACAGGCUUCAGAUGUGCUAACGUCAAAGUCAGCACUUGGCUUUUCCCUGUACUAAUCAGAACAUCUGCAAUUCUGUUGUUACUCCACAAAACAGGAAACAUAUUUGGAACAGAUCCAGCAAAUACAAAAAUGUUUCAGAGGUCAGAACCACCAAGGUCACAGGCAAGUCCUAUACUGGCUCAGAAUGUUCUGAGCGUGAUGAGGGUCAGAAGGUGCUUACUUGACUGUUGGAAAAGUUGGUGGGUGGAAGUUAGCUUUUGGCUCUGUGGUGAAGACUCUCUAUUUAUAGGAAAAGUUCUUGUGGAUGCCUUGAACAUUAAAGCGCCAACAGAGUUUGAAUUUGUUCUUUGA
Molecule: messenger RNA, 744 nt
Organism: Vicia faba (fava bean)
Lineage: Eukaryota; Viridiplantae; Streptophyta; Magnoliopsida; Fabales; Fabaceae
Source: the annotation of a GenBank genome assembly